Messenger RNA from Seriola dumerili (greater amberjack), 487 nucleotides. Its product is annotated as insulin-like. Gene Ontology annotation, molecular function: hormone activity. The record is from RefSeq and is a predicted model, not a curated record. Bases 86 to 433 code for a protein of 115 amino acids. NCBI's taxonomy places the organism in Eukaryota, Metazoa, Chordata, Actinopteri, Carangiformes, Carangidae. The transcript has 3 exons. Gene Ontology annotation, cellular component: extracellular region.
ACACCAACCAGCUCUCUACAGCACCGAUACUGCUCCUGCACAUCUCAUCCAUUUCCUCCUCUUCCAACUAUAGCACUUCUCCGUUAUGGCGGCACUGUGGCUCCAUACUGCUUCCGUGCUGGUCUUACUGGUCAUGUCAUGCCCGGGCUCCCAAGCCAUUGCCUCGCAGUACCUGUGUGGCUCCCACCUGGUCGAUGCUCUUCACCUGAUCUGCGGAGACAGAGGUUUUAUCUACAUGCCCACGUCAGGCGCCAACCCUGUGCCCCGCGUCCUUCCUCCAAUGGCGAGAGGAGCAGCAUCAAUGGGCGGCGAGAACGAGGGCGCCAAGUUUGCCUCCCAGGACCAGAUGGAGAUGAUGGUGAAGCGGAACAUUGUGGAGCGAUGCUGUCACAGGCCCUGCAGCCUCUUUGACCUGGAGAGCUACUGCUAUUGAACAGCCAGCAUAGCUUAGCUUCUUGGAUAACUGAGCAUGCAACCCCCCCCCCCC